UGAGUAUCUCUAAAAUUAUGCCCUAAACCUAAAAUAAAGAUAUAAUAAAAAUUAAAAGAAGCGACAUCGGUGAUCGGACAUACCACACUCCUACGACGGUUACAGAAGCUUUGAGAGCGGAAAAUGGUGAAGAGCUUCACUCUCAUCCAGACAGUUGCAACCGCCGGACUUUUCUCUGCCGUCUCCUUCUGGUAUGGCUUCAUGUUCGGCAGAGAAUCUUCUCGGAAGGAAUUAGGAGAUCUAAUUGCAGAUCUCCGCCGUGGAAACCCUGAUUCUUCCUCAUCUACUCCUCCACACUCAUGAUUCGGUUUACUCUGUUUUGGAUGAGGAUCGUAGCUUCGAUUAGUUAGUUUUGAGUUUGAGAAAUUAACUCAUAUUUUCUUCUUUUAUCCUUGUGGAAGAUAAAAUUACAUGUUUCUGUUAACCAUGAAAAUAUAAAAACAUACUUUCUACUUUAUUUAUUUAUUUAUUUUUUUACCUAUUUUUGUAAUUAUAUGUAACUCGAGGAGAUUCUUAGCUAUGCUUCCUUUGAGGAAUCAAUCAAGGGGUGAAAGAAUUCGAUUUGGUGAUA
This is a messenger RNA of Lactuca sativa (garden lettuce), 571 nucleotides long. Its product is annotated as Putative membrane lipoprotein. NCBI's taxonomy places the organism in Eukaryota, Viridiplantae, Streptophyta, Magnoliopsida, Asterales, Asteraceae. The record is from RefSeq and is a predicted model, not a curated record.